Molecule: messenger RNA, 2944 nt
Organism: Cyprinodon tularosa
Lineage: Eukaryota; Metazoa; Chordata; Actinopteri; Cyprinodontiformes; Cyprinodontidae
Gene: itgb5
Product: integrin, beta 5
Exons: 16
Coding region: 416-2797 (793 amino acids)
Biological process (GO): cell-matrix adhesion; integrin-mediated signaling pathway; cell adhesion mediated by integrin
Cellular component (GO): focal adhesion; cell surface; integrin complex
Molecular function (GO): integrin binding
Source: RefSeq, a predicted model, not a curated record
CCAGCUGGGACGUAAACUGGACGCGUCUCCAAAGCCACAGAGUCCAACACUGAGCUCCGGUCUGGAUGUUACCGGAGCCCCGCUGGGUUUGGGUCACCGUUCCGUCCUGUUCUGCGCCGCCAUGACGGCCUGAAGCAGGUUCUGGGAGCAGUUGUCUCCGAAGAGGCUCUAAGAGGAGAGCAGAGGAGGCGAAAGCCCGCAGAGGGACCGAGCAGGGAGCGGGUCCGAAGGCUCUGGAUCGGUGCCGAGCGCUGGCUGCCGGCCGGCGGUAGGAUGAUCGGAGGAGACCCGCUGAGGCGGCCGGAGCGGAGCGGCUUGAGAUGGGGGGGCUGAUGGGAAACUAGACACGUCGACGCGUGUUUUCUUUCUUUGAGUGUAGAGCUAUAGACCUAGAAGCUGGAGGCGCUGUGACACCAUGUGGAGAGUAGCGGUGUGCUGGAUGCUGCUGCAGACGCUGCUGCGCUCCGCUGCAGGUCUGAACGUCUGUAUGAGCGGCAGCGCCACGUCCUGCGAGGAAUGCCUCCUGAUCAACCCCAGCUGCACCUGGUGCGCCCAAGAGGACUUUGGGAAGCGGCGUUCUCUGACGUCACGAUGCGAUUUCAAGCAAAAUCUGCAAAAGAGGGGCUGCGAGCCUCGCUUCAUCGAAUCUCCGAGGAGCGCGGCGUCCGUCCUGGAGAGCCGUCCCCUGAGCAGCAAGGGAUCUGGGGCGGCGCACGACGUGGUCAGUAUCACGCCUCAGAAGAUCUCCCUCAGCCUGCGGCCAGGAGACCCCGUCUCGUUCAACCUGCAGGUACGGCAGGUGGAGGACUACCCUGUGGACCUCUACUACCUGAUGGACCUCUCGCUGUCCAUGAAGGACGACCUGGACACCAUCCGUAUGCUCGGCACCAAGCUGGCCGAGGAAAUGGGGAAGCUGACCAGCAACUUCCGCCUGGGCUUCGGCUCCUUCGUGGAUAAAAACAUGUCCCCCUUCUCCUACACCGCUCCCAAGUACCAGGAGAAUCCCUGCAACGGAUACAAGCUCUUCCCAAACUGCGUCCCCACCUUCGGCUUUCGUAACAUCCUCUCUCUGACCGAUAAAGUGGACCGCUUCAACGAGGAGGUGCAGAAGCAGCUGGUGUCGCGGAACCGGGACGCUCCGGAGGGCGGGUUCGACGCCAUCCUGCAGGCGGCCGUUUGCAAGAAGGAAAUCGGCUGGAGGAAGGAGGCCUCGCACCUGCUGGUGUUCGCCACAGACGACGUGCCGCACCUCGCUCUGGACGGUCGGCUGGGAGGACUGGUCCAGCCACACGACGGCCGCUGUCACCUUGACGACCAGAACGAGUACAGCGCCUCCACAAAGAUGGAUUAUCCAUCCCUCGCUCUGCUUGGAGAGAAACUGGCAGAAAACAACAUCUUCCUAAUCUUCGCAGUGACCAGACGCUUCUACGUUAUUUAUAAGAACAUUACAGCUCUGAUACCUGGAACCAGAGUGGAGAACCUGGACCAGGACUCCAAGAAUGUCAUUCAUCUGAUUAUCCACGCCUACAACAACAUUCGCUCCAAUGUGGAACUGACGGUGUUGGACCAUCCUGAGGACAUCAGCCUGUCCUUCACUGCCACAUGCCAGGAGCAGAAACCGCAGCCAGGCUUCAGGAAGUGUUCAGGCCUGAAGAUAGGAGACACUGUGUCCUUCAACGUGAGCGUGGAGGCGAGGAGCUGCCCGCCCCGCGGCACCACCCAGACCUUCACCAUAAAGCCGGUGGGCUUCAAGGACCGCCUGGAGGUGUCUGUGGAUUAUCAGUGCGACUGCGGCUGCAGCCGGACGGCCCAGACCAACAGCAGCAUCUGCAGCUCCAUCGGAACCUACCACUGCGGCACCUGUCAGUGUGAGCCGGGGUACCUGGGGGCCCGCUGCGAGUGCCAGGAGGGCGAGGCCAGCAGCAUGUACCUCAGCGCCUGCCGGGAAGCCGAGGGCAAGCAGCUGUGCAGCGGGCGAGGCGAGUGCAGCUGCAACCAGUGCCUCUGCUAUGAGUCGGAGUUCGGGAAGAUCUACGGGAGCUUCUGCGAGUGCGACGACUUCUCCUGCGCGAGGCAUAAAGGCAUCCUCUGCUCAGGUCACGGAGAAUGCCACUGCGGGGAAUGCAAAUGCCACGCCAACUACAUUGGCGACAACUGUAACUGCUCCACAGAGACGUCCUCCUGCUUCUCGGAUGACGGGAAGAUGUGUAGCGGGCGUGGGCACUGCGUGUGCGGCCGGUGUCAGUGCACCGAGCCGGGAGCGUUUGGAGACACCUGCGAAAAAUGCCCCACCUGCCCCGAUGCCUGCGGGACCAAAAGGGAGUGUAUUGAGUGUCGGCUUUUCAACACGGGGCGGCUCGCAGACAACCAGACCUGCCAGCGCUUGUGCAAGGAUAAAAUCGUCACCAUGGAGAGCCUCGAGAUACGGGAGCCUGGAGCCGUCCUCUGCCUCUAUAAGACCGAAAACAACUGCGUGAUGAAGUUCACCUACCACGAGCAUGCCAGCGGACUCUCCGUCCUCACCGCGCUCCAAGAGCCCGAGUGCGGCAGCGCCCCCAGCGCCUUAACGGUGUUACUGGCUGUGGUCGGCACCAUCCUGCUGGUGGGGAUGGUUCUGCUGGCCGUCUGGAAACUGGUGAUCACCGUACACGACCGGAGGGAGUUCGCCCGCUUCCAGAGCGAACGCAUGCGCGCCCGAUACCACAUGGCCUCCAACCCUCUCUACAAGCAGCCCAUCUCCACGCAUUUUGCAGAACUGGAACGGUUGGAGAAGUCUUUCAACGGCGGGCUGCACUGAUCCCUCCGCACGGGGCACGGCAGGACCGGUCCAACGCACAGAAGCACGGCAGACGGAACGCAUCCCUCCCCGGGAUGCCUGCCAGCGAUGGCGGAAGUGAAAUGAAGUAUUUCUAGAGUUCCUGAGGAGAUCCGGACAGACGUGUCU